AUGGCUAUCCCCCGACAUGUCGCUCGGUCGGCCUCCCAGCUAUUCCUUCUCGACAAGGAAUCACCCCAAUACAAAGCAUACCUGGUCAUUGCAGACAUACCCCAUCCCGACAGGGCCAUUCUAGGUGCAUUUAUUAAAAAUGCAUCUGAUUCCGAAAAAGCUGCGCAAUUUUUCCUUAAUAAGAUAUCUAUGGGUGACGGUUCCAGUCUACCUUCCAAUAAGGCUGUUUAUCAGUUUCUAUCAAACUGGAAGAUUCUAAUAAACAUGUUUCGGCCGGUGGAGGCAACUUCGCUCUCCGACGAGGAGAAGAAGUUGGUAUUCGAACGGGACGGAGGCCGGUGCUGCCUUACCGGAAUAACUUUUGAGAAUCACCGUGCUGAAGGGCUUGUAUACCUUCAUAUUGUCCCACCAACUGUGUUUACCAGCGGUCCAGAUCUAUCUGAAGGGAGUAUUCUGUUUGAGCCUUUGAGUUACUUUCUAUCAAGAGAACUAUUGGAUAUCAUCUACUCUCUAGAGAACGGACAGACAGACAAACUGGGAAACGUUUGGCUACUUUCUACCACAGCUUGGGACUAUUUUAGAAAGGGAGACGCAUACCUCCGGGUACAACGUGGGGAUAACAAAACAGAAUCUAAUUUGAAGCAAGAGUAUAGCGUCUUUCAUAGCGGAUUUACGCCUAGUCACCCCGAAAGUUUCUCCCUAGAUCGUGGCGGCUCCAUUCAUAUUGAGAAUAGAAAACCUCAUUUAACGCUUACUCCUAAUAAAAAUCUCUUUGCAAUACACAGAUCCUUCUCAAGACCAUUGGCGUGGAUGGAAGCUCAUGAAUAUAUGCAGAAGCGUCUAGCCAAUGCUUCAAUGAAAUCUUCAAUCUCUCCGUUUUUCUCAAUUUUCCGACGGCUCUGGACAUCGCUACCUUCUUUUGUCAGAACAUCCGUAUACGACUUUUUAGCCCAGAUUGGCCUCAAAAUGUACCCACCUACACUGUCUAUGACCGUCUAUAAACUCCCGUUCGGUUUAUACCUCCGCCGAGGAUCACCAUCCCUUGCACCAAAGUAUCACGUUGAAGCCCACACCCUAAAAAUGAUAGAACAGUCAACCCAUAUCCCCGCUCCCAGGGCAAUUGAUGUUGCACAGACGUCACGAUAUUCGUAUUUACUAAUGACCUGCGUUCCUGGACGCCCCAUUGGCCCAAGUUUGAACACAAUGACUGAUGAAGAGAUAGAGCAAGUCGUGGUUGAUUUAAAGGGGUACAUUUCUGAGCUUCGGAAAAUACCAAGAGAUCCAUCUUCAGAAUAUCUUAUAUGCAACUCCCAAGGCGGUGGCUUCUUAGACUGGCGAAUUCCAGACAGUCAGAAUAAGGAGUUACGAUUCAAGUCUGAGGCUGAUUUCAACAAGUAUCUUACUGAUCCUUUCUGGGAAGAGAUUCGGACCCGUGCUACGAAAUCGCAUGACAUUCCCCAUAAGGUUGUCUUUACUCAUGGCGACCUCAACCCAAGGAAUAUAUUGGCAGAAAAUGGAAAAAUUACGGGUAUUGUUGACUGGGAAAAUGCAGGAUGGUUCCCGGAAUAUUGGGAAUAUACCAAAAUGCAUUAUACCGUUCGAAGUGUGGAACGUUGGCUUGUUGAUGUAGUCGACAGUGUUUUUCCCGGCUAUCGGGAAGAGUUAUGGGUGGAAAAUAUGCUUUCGGACCUUUUAGGUCCAUUCUAA
Trichophyton benhamiae CBS 112371 is the source of this 1707-nucleotide messenger RNA. RefSeq lists its product as uncharacterized. The coding region runs from base 1 to 1707 and encodes 568 amino acids. Lineage: Eukaryota; Fungi; Ascomycota; Eurotiomycetes; Onygenales; Arthrodermataceae. The record is from RefSeq and is a predicted model, not a curated record. The transcript is spliced from 5 exons.